UUGAGGGAUACAAAAAGGGGGAAGACGCCUGUGCAGCUGGAGUGAAUCCCCUUCCUCACAAGCCCUGCUCGCUCCCACUCAAGAGUCAAGAUGGCCUUCCUCGAGUCUGUCAGGCCUUUCGGCGACUACCCGUCGUCCGCUUUUUCUCCCCUCGUUACCGCCACUGCCACUGCCACGGCCAUCGGUGAAGUUCCAAGGCGCAAAGCCAGACGCACCUCCUCGACCCGUCGUCAGCGGUCUCAUUCGCCUUCGCCACCUCACCGCAGCGCCCCUUCUAGCCCGGAGCAGCGCCACCAUCGCGAUGCGGAUGACGAGAGUCGUCGGCCCCCUACGCCUCCAUCGCAGCACCAGCGUCGCCGUCUCCCCCCUUCUUUGCUCACCGAGCCAGUCUGGGAUCAGCCCACCUUCCUCGAUCGCCCACCCUUGCGUCCAUUUCCCCCCACCACGGCGCAACACGGCACGGCACGUCGUGCACCAGGCCGCUCCUCCAUCCACCUGCGCGGCAGUACAUUCAGUGUCGCCCUUCCCACCCCUACGAAGCAGAUGCGCCUCUUCCAAACUCUACUCAGUCAGGCGGUGCGUCAUUCUGCUUUGGCGAGGAGAAAAUUGGACGCUGCGGCCGAGAGGGAUAGGGAGGUGAGGGAGCGCUGGUUGGGGAGAAGGUGCCAUUGUGGUCGAUGCACUAUUGACGAUGAGGGGCGUGAGGCAGAGGAGGGGGACCGGGAGGGAAGAGGAGAAGAGGAGCUAUCACAGGAAGAGGUGACCGAAUUGGAGGAAGCGGCGGACCGGCUUGGCCACCUGACCAGCCUGGUGCGACGCUCCUGCGAUCUGGAUCGAUCUUUCAAACCUCCCGAUUCCCCUUCUGCGGGGGCACGCGUGGUCUCGCCCUUGUUCUACUGCACCAUGCUUUCCUGGCUUCGUGCCUGCCUGCGGGCCGAGAGGGAUUGGAGGGGCGUGCUAGAGGGGCAGGAGGAGCAACGACGUUGUUGGAGGCAAGGGGGGGGAGAAGAGCCUAGGGAGGCAAUCUUGAUUGUGAAGAGGAGAGAGGAUUUGAGGGCACUGAAGGAUGUGGCGCUGUUCACCACCGACGUCCUACGCCUCCUACAGGCAGAGCAGGACGUUCUUUGCCCUCCUCCGUCUUACCCGGAGACACAGACGGCUUACGCACCGUCUACCCCGUCGAGUGCAGACCGACCACCCAGCUACGACACCGUCACCGCAUCUUCGAUCCCGGACCGCCAGUCAAGCCUGCGUCCCUGCCGUCUACGCCUCAGGCACGACGCUCAGCGCAAUCGACCGAGCGCUGUGCUAGACGAGUGGCUCGAUGAGCCCAUUCGUGCCGCGUCAAUAUCAUUCACCGCACAUCCGGGCGCGCGUCGCCUUCCAGCUACAUAGGCUUUCGAGCCUCUCCCGUCUCACAUCCUCGAGAUUUGACCCUCACGCCCUCUGUCACUUGCACUGCGCCUUCUUGUCACGGAUCCCGUCUGUCUCUCCCGAAAU
Messenger RNA from Jaminaea rosea, 1500 nucleotides. RefSeq lists its product as hypothetical. NCBI's taxonomy places the organism in Eukaryota, Fungi, Basidiomycota, Exobasidiomycetes, Microstromatales. The coding region runs from base 91 to 1395 and encodes 434 amino acids. The record is from RefSeq and is a predicted model, not a curated record. The transcript is spliced from 2 exons.